AUGCUUGCGUUAUCGGCGCAUGGCCAGACCUCCUCAUCCCUUCGUUCUGCGGUUGAAGCUGCUUGGGCGCUGAGCCCGCAGGCGCAAUCGCUUACCAAUCGACAGGCGGAGCUGGACGCCCGCUCGCAGGCCGCAUCGUCGCUGAUCUCGGGUCCGCCCAGCAUUUCGCUGUCGCACCGCAGCGACCGGCCAGCCAAAAAUGGCGGGCUGCGCGAGUCUGAAGCUGCGCUGGCCUUCCCGAUCUGGUCGCCGGGUGUUCGCUCUGCCACGUCUGCAGCCGUACAAGCCGACCGGCAGGCCUUUGACCAGGAGCUGGUGAUGGCCAAAAUCAGGCUGGCGGCCGAGGUGCGCGACCUUGCCGCACAGGCGGCGCUGGCGCGCAACGAGGCGCUGGUGGCCCAGCGCAAACAGCAGGAGGCGGCGCUGCUGGCCCGUGACGUAGAGCGCAGGGUCAAGGCAGGUGAGGUGGCGCGGCUGGACCUGCUGCAGGCGCAAGCCUUUCAACGGCAGGCUGCGGCUGUGGAGGCCCAAGCUGAAAGCGCCACGGCCAGAGUAGCAGGGCAGUGGCGUGCGCUGACCGGGCUGGCAGACAUCGCGGAGCUGGACGAGGCCACAGGUGUGGGCCGCGAAAGCCCGGCCAUCUUGGCGGCAGACAGCCGUUUGCGUGCCGCGCAGGCCAGGCUGGCAUUGACCGAGAAAGACAGGCGCGACCCCAUAGAAGUCGGUGUAGGUGUGACGCGUGAGCGGCCCGCCUUUGGUGCGGCCAGCGAUACCGCCUUCAAGGUCACCUUGCGUGUUCCCUUUGGCACUUACGGCCGCAACGCGCCAAGGCUGGCCGCGGCAAGGGCAGAGCUGGAUGCCGCGCAGGCCGAUGCACUGUCUGUGGCGCGCACCGUCAAGGCCGACCAGGAAAGCGCAGGGACUGAACUUGAAGCCGCGCGUCGCGCCGAGCUGCUUGCCGCUGAAAGGUCACGUCUGAGUACAGAAGCACAAACCCUGAUCGUCAAGUCAUACCGACUCGGCGAGAGCGACCUUCCGACCCGUCUGCGUACCGACAACGAACGCUUUGACGCAGAACUUGCCCAUGCUCGUGCCCGUGUGGAAACACGCCGUGCCAUCUCAAAACUCAACCAGGCCUUUGGAAUACUCCCAUGA
Molecule: messenger RNA, 1155 nt
Organism: Ostertagia ostertagi
Lineage: Eukaryota; Metazoa; Nematoda; Chromadorea; Rhabditida; Trichostrongylidae
Source: the annotation of a GenBank genome assembly